UAAAAAAAUAUAAUUUAUCACAAAAAAAUGUGAACAUCAAGUAUCUCUGUGUUAUCGAUAUACAAAUUAAUCAUCAUCUAUAUUUUCAAAUGUGCUACACCCCCCCCUAAAACGGACCACUGCAUUAUGAAAUUGAAUCCUAUUCUGAACUGUUUGAUCUGAGUUCUUGUUAAGUGUGUUAGCUACUUCUGACUUUUAUGCUCUAGUUCACGUUAAUUUCAUAGAGUAAGCACCAUGUCGGUGGCGUUUGCACCUCACAGGCAGCGUGGGAAGGGUGAUAUAACACCCGCUGGAAUACAAAAGUUACUUGACGAAAACAACCAGCUGAUCCAGUGUAUAAUGGACUUCCAGAGUAAAGGCAAAACAGCAGAAUGUUCACAGUAUCAACAGAUGCUGCACAGAAAUUUAGUGUACCUGGCAACGAUAGCAGACUCCAACCAGAACAUGCAGUCUCUCCUCCCUGCUCCGCCCACUCAAAACAUGCCCAUGGGCCCUGGUGGGAUGAACCAAAGCGGACCCCCUCCUCAGCCUCCUCAUGGUCACAACAUGCCCUCGGAGGGUAUGGUCAGCGGUGGCCCUCCAGCCCCACACAUGCAGAACCAGAUGAAUGGACAGAUGCCUGGGCCUAAUCACAUGCCCAUGCAAGGUCCCGGUCCAGGCCCCAACCAGCCCCCAAACAUGCCCAGUGGCUCUAUGAAUAUGCCCCCCAGCAGCCAUGGCUCGAUGGGUGGUUACAAUCACACCGUCCCUUCUUCCCAGGGCAUACCAGCUCAGAGCCAAAUGAACAUGACCCAGGGCCAGCCCAUGGGAAACUAUGGGCCUCGGCCAAACAUGAACAUGCAGCCCAGUCAAGGCCCCAUGAUGCACCAGCAGCCUCCCUCUCAGCAGUAUAAUAUGCCUCCUGGUGGGGGUGGACAGCACUACCAAGGACAACAGACCCCAAUGGCUAUGAUGGGCCAGGUCAACCAAGGCAACCAUGUCAUGGGGCAGAGGCCAAUGCCGCCCUACAGACCCCCACAGCAAGGACCCCCUCAGCAGUACCCAGGGCAGGAAGACUACUAUGGAGACCAGUACAGUCACGCAGGACAGGGAGCCUCAGAAGGUAAUGCCCAGUAUGGUCAACAGCAGGAAGCAUACCAGCAAGGCCCUCCCCAGCAGCAGGGCUACCCACCCCAGCAGCAGUACCCGGGUCAACAGGGCUACCCACCACAGCAGCAGGGUUACGGUCCUACCCAAAGUGCCCCAGGACAGUAUCCUAACUACCCUCAGGGGCAGGGACAGCAGUACGGGGGCUAUCGCCCUCCUCAACCUGGACCCCCACAGGGUCAGCAACAGCGCCCUUAUGGCUAUGACCAGGUGAGUAUACCCACAACACUGGACAGUCAAAGCGACUUGUCUAUACAUCGCUCCUAGUUUGUCCCUCAAUGUGUUUGUUGCCAGACUUAGUUGUUUAUUUGGGGUAGAGAGAGCAGAGACCAAUGUGAGUGAAGUUAAAAGGUAAAUAUUAAAAAGUAAUAUGUUUUGCAUGCUGUGAUCAUAUUGUUGGGUUAAAUCUGUUCUACCCAAAAUAGUUUACUGUUACUAUUGUGUCACUUGUUUAUUUGAGUCCUAGUUAUAUAUCCUGGAUAAUAAGGUAUGCCAAUUCAGUGAAAUAUGAGGGCUUUACAAGGAUUCUUCCUUAAACUUGAUACAUACUGCUCUAGUGUUUAAGGGGAGAUCUAUUUGUUGCCCUGUAUUUCCUGUGGUUUUAUGUGGGGACCACAGCUACACUUUGAUAUCUUUAUCUUUGAAUAUUCAGGGGCACAUGAGGAAAUAAAGACCCGGGGAUUUGAACCCCUGACUAGCUCUGUAAGAAGCAAAGGUAAUGGUUGCUGUGAAGACCUCAACGUCCAAUCUAGACGUUUGACCACCUAGCCUUAAUUUGCAUUUGUUAUGUUUCUUCUGUCUCUCUUUUGUCUUUCUUUCUUCCAUCUUUCUCUUUUUUCUUUUUUUUCCUUUAUUUUCUUUUUGUAUUAUUUUCUUAUUAUUAACCAGGGGUCGAAUUGUAAGUUAUGAGGUCCAGAAACACAGCAUGCUUAGUCUGCAGUGAGACAGCCCAAAGUUUAGUGCUUUGGCUGCGUCCUUAAUCUCUGCAAUUUAUAGCACUGGUUUUGAUGAAUAUUGUGCUUAUGAUAACACCAUGUAUUUAAAUUCAAAUGUUUUGCACAUCAGACUGUCAAAUCAUAGUUUGUUUCCAAUUUUGUGCCAAACACAUACUUCGACCCCUGUUUAGAAAUGCAUCAACUGCUACUGUUCUUACACUCAGUUUGUGUCACUUGAAACAACUGUCCACUAUUUGAUAAGGAAUAUCAUGUGUCCUUAGCCAUGUUGCUGCUGAAACCUGAGGUAUAAAGUAAGAAUUUAGAACCCUCAAGUUGUGAGGCCAUGCUGCCACCUGCUGGUCAAUACCAGCAAAUGCAGCCAUAAAUCAUGGUUUGCAUUAUGAUAUGGUUGAUGUUUGUUUGCACCCUAUUGAGAUUUCUGAAUAUAAGCUUUUACUGAUUAUGUCUGCUGUGAGAAGGUCAGUAACAUGAGUCUGUCACAUUUCUCUCCACAGGGCCAGUAUGGAAAUUACCAGCAAUGAGAGAUGGUCACAGCAACCCACACAGCUCUGCUCUGAUCUCUGUCUGAGCUUUGACCUCUGGUCAACUGCUAAGCAGACUUUAAUGAUGGUUGUAGCUCACUGAGAUUCUCUCAGAAACGAACAUACAACACUCAAAAAUACAAGAUACAGUUUCCCCUUCACUCCGGGCUCCUAUCCCUGCCUAUAAAAUGUAUUCUGUUUUAUCAUGUACAUUGACUCGAUAUGUCAAAAGUCCAUGACUCACCCUCUGGUCCAGUAAGUCUCAAAGCAGCAAUGCCUUAAAAAUGGAACUGCCUUAUCCUUUAGCAUUGCAGAUUGUGAAAUGGGCUAACAAAAUUUUGGAUAUCAGAGACAAUUUUAAAUGUACAGUUUCAAUCUACUGUGGUGCAUUGUUUCUCGAUCCUUCAGCUCCUUGUUCAUAAGAAGCAAUAAUGCCAGCAGUAGGGAAAUGUGUGGGGGCUUGGAGAUGAAAUAAUGCACCAGACGAACUUCCCGCUAGGCCAUGGUACGUGUCUUGAUGUAUGUGAUGAUGUAAAAAUAUAUUUUAUGCUUUUUAGAUCAAGCUAACUUUGUAUAAGACAUUGGAAACUAGUACUAAAGCUGUGUUGUUUAUUUCAAGUGUAUGUGUCAAUGUUUUUUUUAAUGAUGAUCCCAUCCAGCACAUUUUGUUUUUUAUUUUUGUUGUGUUAAAUUGUAUAACUAGUCGAUUGGAUCUGCUAUGUCAGUGACAUGGGCACCGUAUGAACUCUUUGUGUAGAAAUGAAACAUUAAUUGACAUGCAUAGAAAUUGCUUGGGGACAAAUACAAACACCAUGCCUGGAAUAGGACGAUGCUUACCGUCUGAAAACACAUGAAACAAGUGUUGUAUCUUGCUAAGCUGUGUAUUUAAGUCUGUGAAGAAAAUCAUUUUUUUAACCACAUAACCUGACGAAUAAUGGCCACUGGCCUUUUUUUUUUUUUUUUGGACAAAUGUGCCCUAAGAGGUGAUAUGUAGCAGAUGCCACUGCAAAUUGUAAUUCAGUGCUCUCUGGAGCCCUUUUUCUCUCUAUACAAGCACCUCAGUCUUGUCCGUUGACUGCAAAUUGGUGAAUGGCAAAGAUCAAACUUGGUAUAAUAAAUAUUUCUGACAAGUUUUGUUAUUCUUGACAAUGCUGGAACCCCCUUUCCCUUUGAAUAAACGUCUAAGUUGAUGUCAUUCAAAUAGUGUUGUGUGUGAAUAAUAAAGAUUGUUACUGUCAAAUAUGUAACAUAAGAUGUGAAAAUAAUGUUCUCAAAUGGAUUCCUUAAUUUCACAGUAAAGACUGGUUGUGCAGUUUUAUAUCACUGGCUUGAUAUCUGUUUUAUGGUGCAUACUUUAUUGAUCCCAUAUGUACAGCGGCGUAAAUAUAUUGUUUAUAUGGCUGUUUUAAUAUUUGGCAUUCUGCACCCAUCCGAGUGGUCACAUUUGUGUCAUGGCAAUGUAUAACUGUACAUUACAAUAAAUUGGAAGAAUCUUUAA
Centropristis striata (black sea bass) is the source of this 4121-nucleotide messenger RNA. RefSeq names its product SS18 subunit of BAF chromatin remodeling complex (gene ss18). The coding region runs from base 235 to 1413 and encodes 392 amino acids. Gene Ontology annotation, biological process: positive regulation of transcription by RNA polymerase II. Gene Ontology annotation, molecular function: transcription coactivator activity. Lineage: Eukaryota; Metazoa; Chordata; Actinopteri; Perciformes; Serranidae. Gene Ontology annotation, cellular component: nucleus. The record is from RefSeq and is a predicted model, not a curated record. The transcript is spliced from 9 exons.